AUGGUUACUUCAACUCCUUAUUAUGCACAGGCUAAUGGGCAAGUAGAGGCAGCAAAUAAGAUAUUGAUAGGCUUGAUUAAAAAGCAUAUCUGGAAUAAGCCUCGAACAUGGCACGAGACUUUAAGUCAAGUAUUAUGGGCUUAUCCAAAUUCACCAAGAGGUUCAACAAGAACCUCACCUUAUAAAUUGGUGUAUGUCCAUGAUGCAGUAUUACCCUUGGAAAUUAAUUUGAAUACUUUAAGAGUAUCGAAACAGAAUGAGUUUCCAGUCGAUGAUUAUUGGAAUGCAAUGUUUGAUGAGUUAAACGAGUUAGAUUCAGAGCAAAUAUUAGCACUUGAUAAUGUAAUUCGACAAAAAGAAAGUGUUGCUCGAAGUUAUAAUCGUCAAAUUAAGGAAAAGUCUUUCAGGAUAGGCGAGUUAGUUUUAAAAGUCAUUUUACCAAUGGAAAAGAAAUCAAGAUUUCUAGGUAAAUGUCCCAUAGUUGGGAAGGUCCUUUUCAAGUAA
Messenger RNA from Arachis duranensis, 504 nucleotides. RefSeq lists its product as uncharacterized. Gene Ontology annotation, molecular function: nucleic acid binding. Lineage: Eukaryota; Viridiplantae; Streptophyta; Magnoliopsida; Fabales; Fabaceae. Bases 1 to 504 code for a protein of 167 amino acids. The transcript has a single exon. The record is from RefSeq and is a predicted model, not a curated record.